This is a messenger RNA of Poeciliopsis prolifica (blackstripe livebearer), 3431 nucleotides long. Its product is annotated as centrosome and spindle pole-associated protein 1-like. Gene Ontology annotation, biological process: positive regulation of cytokinesis. NCBI's taxonomy places the organism in Eukaryota, Metazoa, Chordata, Actinopteri, Cyprinodontiformes, Poeciliidae. The record is from RefSeq and is a predicted model, not a curated record. The transcript has 26 exons. The coding region runs from base 147 to 3062 and encodes 971 amino acids. Gene Ontology annotation, cellular component: centrosome; spindle pole; microtubule.
CUUCGAUUUCUAAAACUGUUGUGCUACAGCGUAAAAGUGCAAAAGCUACGCCAAUUCGGCAAACCUCUUGAGCUCAGGUGCCGCUAAAGAUAGUUAUGUGAACCGGUUGAUAUCCUGGCUUUCUCGAGUACUUUCUAUUGAGGGAAAUGGACGACGAGCUGGAGAACUUCAUCAGAGAACGCAAGGCGCGAGUGGCCGCGGAUAAGGCCAGUCUAGAAAAGGACCCUCCCUACAUGGAAAUGAGGGCAAAACCCAGCAGAGCCUAUGGGUCCACUGUGAAAGAGAACAUCCCUCCGAGGAUUACCAUCCAAGGAAAAGAUGAGAGCUGCAGCGUUGGACUGCCGCUCGGUGCUGAGUAUGAGAAGAAGAAACACCGGCUGCAGCAUGAACUGCGGAUGGACUACAGACGCUACAUGGCUCAGCUCCAACCUGACCUCCGAAAAAACGGGAAUAGUCACUUUGUGACUGGACUUAUAAUAGGAGCGGCCGAUACAAACGAGGCUUUGCAGAGAAAGAAGGAGCGCUACAGACAGGAGCUACAAGAGCAGAUAGCUGAGCAGCACCGCAAUAGGAAGAGGGAAAAAGAUCUGGAGCUGAAGGUUGCUGCGACAGGAGCGAACGACCCUGAGAAACUGCCAGACCGAAUCAGACAGUUGGGUCUGAGCAGGAGGGAAAGUCCUGUUGUGACUGAGCCUUCAACGACAGCAGAGAGUGGCUCAUCAUCCAGAACCGCAGCCAGUGCGGAGGGAGCUGCCAGAGGAAGGGACAUGCCUCCUCCCGGGCUGCCACAUGUUGCCUUCCAGUCCCCUCUGCUGGAGUACAGCUCCGCUUUGGGCCUGGGGGAAGGACAUCUGUCUCCCAGCAGCCAGCACAGCAGCCUGUCCACAAACGCUGUUGAGACACACAGAAACAACCCCUUCCUCCCUCAGCCGCCCUCUUCACUCAGGGAAACUUACAGAACCCCAUACGGAGAACCCCAUCAGUACUACGGAAACAAGAACCUCCUUGACCCAAAUAUGGACUAUUAUGGACAUUUUCCUUCUCCUAAUGCUGGGAUCCCCACGUCCUACUGGAAUGUGCCACCAGGGGGAGCUGUGCCCAGCCAGUUGGGGAACCACAGUCCUCACAGCCAGCAUAGUGGCUAUAGUUUUCCAGAGCCUCCAUUAAAGUGCCGCAGUGAAUCUGCUGUUGCAGACUCGCAUAUCGGAGACUUCCCCUCAGAGAGGUCCAGAUGCUCCAGGGAAAGGAUUCUGAGCUACAGAGAUGCUCUGAAACAACAGAUCCAGGAGCAACAGGAGCGGCGGCGCCUGGAGAGGGAAGAGAGAGAGCGCUUGGAGGCCCAGCUGGAGGCCGACAUGCAAAACCACGAGCCCUGGGGGAGAGGCGGGGGAGGAGCUCCUCUGAGGGACACCAUGGGAAACCUCAUCGCUGACCUCAAGCAGAUGCACAGGUUGAACGAAGAGGCUUACAGCAACCCGGAGCUGUGGCAGAGGAGAGCCACGGCUGCCAUGACGACCCGCCUGGCAGAGCAGCCUCAACCUGCCGCCAGGGUCACACAGACCAACAGCUUCAACUCUGCUGACAGGCUGCCUGGCUUCACUCAUGUCCAGACCUCCCAGUUUGCCAGAGGUAAAGUUUUUGCCAGCCAGCCCAGUGAGUUCCAUCUACAGGAGCAGGACAAGUACAAAGCUUACCUCAAGCAGCAGAUUGAUGAGAAAAUACGUAAAAAAGCAGAGGAGAGGGAACGAAUGAGACUGGAGGAGGAGAAGGAGGAGAGAAGACUGGCGGAGCAGAGGGCCCGCAUCCAGCGGGAGUACGAGGAGGAGCAGGAGAGGAAGAAACGGAAAGAAAUGGAGCAAAAGGCCAAGAACGAGGAGCUGAUCCAGCUGGCCGAACAGAGGAGGAAAGAAGCGGAGAGGAAGAAGAAGGAGGCAGAAGAGAAGGAGCGCGCCGAUCUGAGGAGGCAGUAUGAGCGAGAGAGGCAGGCCAGAGUGGACGAGAUGCACAGAGAGCCUUCUCCUCCUAUCCCGACCCUGCAGAGGAAACACGGGCGACGCCUGCAGCACGCCUCCCGACCCGCCACUGUCCACUCCUACACCUCCACCUCUCCCCUGUCUGAGCAAUUGUCAUCAGGUCUUCAGUCCCCUCCUGUUCCCGCUCGUAGGAACCAGCUCAGAGCUGCAGGAGACCAUCGCGACCUGUUCAAUGAGCUGUCUGCUUUGCGUCGGCAGCUCCGCAGUGAACAGAAACGCCUAGAGAGCGAUUUGCAGCGGGGGAACUGGGAGGAGCCGGACUCGCCCGUGAAUAUCAGAGAUCGGGAGUGUCCAGCGGUGGACGUGUUCGACAUGGCUCGGCUCAGGCUCCAGGCUCCAGUCCGAAGGCCAAACUCCCGAAACACAGAGCCCAGAAAUCUGCUGCGUAUCCAUGACUCUCUUCAGCUGAAAUACACAGACAGAGAGUCGAGGACGGGUUCUGGAGAGGACAAACUGGAGGAAGUGGGCGUGGUCAGAAGGAGGAGGCGGGACUAUAGAGACUCCUAUGAUCACCAGAGCAGCCACAGAUCUACAGUCCAGGAUGAUUAUUUAGAUCUGUCGCCACCUGAGCAAAAUGACUAUCUGAGGAGUGUGAGCGGUGCAUCCAGAAGAGGUUUCCUGCUCGAGUCAGAGAGCGCGUUCAUUGACCCCCUGGGCGGGGCUUCUCCGGUGCCCCCAACUCCUGAGCAGGACAGGAUCCGCCAGCUGUCAGCCAGGGAGAGGAGGAGACUGGCCAAGCUGGCACAGCGCCCCCAGGAAGGAGCUGCUUCCGUUCAGAGAAGUUACCCCGACCCUUCAGGUGGCAGGCUGAACCUGCAGGAGGCAGGAAGUGAGGUCAGGAGCCGGAACAGAACAGAACCUCUGGACGGGUCCGACGACGAGUCCUCCCCUGUUCAGUCGUCUCCUCUCAGCCUGAACCGCGAGAGCUCCGAGGAAACCGUCACCACAGACUCCUGGAUCGGACCAGGAACGUCGAACGCACUGAAAAAUUUGGACCUAUCGUUCAGGAGGAAGCGGCAGGCUACGUAGGAUUGUGUCCCUCCAGGGUUCUGGAGGUGGCCGCUUCAUGGUCUCGUUUUUUGGGUUUUUUUACAUAGUUUUAUUCUGUUUUGCUUUUUGACCAGAGGAUGUGCUCAUCUGAAACCUUCUCCUCUGAAUCUGUAACUCUUUGCUGUUUGAAUCAAACUUUGCGUGUUGGCGCGUGUUUUAAACGUUUUUACUGGAUAAAUUAUGUCUGAAAUUAAAUCUAUUUUAUAUAUAACCCUUUUUUAAUUAUAAUUUUUUUAGGAAUAAUCAUGUUAUGCAACAUUUCAAUUUUCAUGUGCUCAUUUCCCCCUGAGUUCCCAAAAUCACGGAGAAAAAAAAAACUUAAAGUGCAGUCCCUAAAGUCCCCUUUAA